This is a messenger RNA of Oryza brachyantha (malo sina), 2006 nucleotides long. RefSeq names its product inositol-pentakisphosphate 2-kinase IPK1. Gene Ontology annotation, molecular function: ATP binding; inositol-1,3,4,5,6-pentakisphosphate 2-kinase activity. Gene Ontology annotation, cellular component: nucleus. The coding region runs from base 242 to 1597 and encodes 451 amino acids. Lineage: Eukaryota; Viridiplantae; Streptophyta; Magnoliopsida; Poales; Poaceae. The record is from RefSeq and is a predicted model, not a curated record. The transcript is spliced from 8 exons. Gene Ontology annotation, biological process: inositol phosphate biosynthetic process.
AACUGGUAAUUUAUUAUGACCCAAUAAAGCAAAAAGACCAUCUAAAUAUAAUCUAAACCCUAGCUCUCAUCGCUCUAUCUCUUUGUCACUCCCUCCCUCACGCCUCACGGCCUCUGGCGGCCGGCGGCGGGACAGGGCGGCGACCCCAAGGCGGCGCGGUGGCGCGGGGCAGCGACCCAGGACGACGCGGCGCGGCGGCCGACGUCGUUGUCCUCCUCUCUGACAACGAUUUUGUGUGGAGAUGGAGGUGGUUCUGCAUGAGGAGGAUGCCAAAGAUUGGGUUUACAAAGGAGAAGGCGCAGCGAAUCUUAUCCUCAGCUACACUGGCUCGUCACCUUCUAUGCUUGGCAAGGUUCUGCGGAUCAACAAGAUCCUAAGGGACAAGGGACAACCGGCACCAAACUGUAUGGUCUUCUCAAGUUAUGAGGAGCUUCUCUGGGGCAAGAUCCCAGGAUUGUUGGAAUCUGUUAAAAAUGAUUGUUUGCCACAAGCUUAUGCUACAAAUGUUAUGAGCCAACAUUUGGGUGCCAAUCAUGUUGAUGGUGGGGUCCGUGUACGUGUGUCCAAGAACUUUUUGGAGCUUGUUGGAAAGAAUGUGCUUGAUAGCCGUCCUGCAUGGAGAGUGAAUGCUAGUGCAAUAGAUACCGGAGCUGAUUCUGCUCUUCUAAUUUCUGACCACACAUUAUUUUCUGGUAACCCUAAAGGUAGCAGUUGCAUAGCUGUGGAGAUAAAGGCAAAAUGUGGAUUUCUUCCAUCAUCUGAAUAUAUAUCAAAGGAGAAUUCUAUCAAGAAGCAAGUAACACGGUACAAGAUGCAUCAGCACCUAAAAUUUCAUCUGGGAGAGAUAUCGAAGACAAGUGAAUACAAUCCCCUGGAUCUAUUUUCUGGAUCAAAAGAAGGAAUACAUAUGGCAAUCAAGUCAUUUUUCUCAACUCCUCAGAACAACUUUAGGAUUUUUGUGAAUGGCUCUUUAGUUUUUGGUGGCAUGGGAGGUGGCGUAGAUAAUGUUCAUCCUAAUGAAACAGAGAAAUGCAUUGAAGAUCUGAGCAAGGUUACUGGCCUACAAUUAUCUGACUUUAUUGAACUCCUGUCAGAGGCAAUUUUCAAGUCUGGAGUGUUGGGUAAACUUUUGGCCACUCAAAAACUGGAUGAUCAUGACAUCGAAGGGGCAAUUCAUCUCUACUAUAACAUCAUUUCUCAGCCUUGUUUGGUGUGCAGAAGUAUAAGUGAUCCAGAACUUCUGUGCAAGUACUCAAUCUUGCAUUCUCUUCCAUUGGACAAGAGUGAGAGGAUUGUUAGGGACUUUCUUAUCUCUGCUACUGCAAAAGAUUGUAGCUUAAUGAUCAGUUUUCGACCGAGACAGAGUGGAGCAAUAGAUUCUGAGUAUGAUUCCGUAUUUCUUAAAUCAGUGAACCAAAGUUAUGAUUACAAGGCAAAUUUUAUUGAUCUGGAUGUGAAACCCUUGGAUAAAAUGGCACAUUACUUUAAAUUGGACCAAAAGAUUGUCAGAUUCUACAUUAGAAAUGGAGACGUUGCCGAUCCGUGUCCAAAGGGAGGUAGCCCUAGCGAUGACAAAGAGAUUCAGCCGCAACGUUGACCCUCCUAAAAUUUCUUCACUUUAAAGGGCAUAAGAGAGUUGUCUGUUGUUUCUUGGUGCUGUUGUUGUGUUUCUACAAGUGUGCAUGUCCAAUGUUGAGGAUCUCGUCCCUUCUAGGGAAAUGGUGUAAGAGAAUGGUAUUUGUUGUACAGUCUGUAUACCCUGUGGCUUGUCUCAGCAGUAUGCCGAAUUUUCAGAACACAGAUGUGCUGACAAAAACUAUACCGAGGCAUCCACGUUUACAGUAACAGGUUGAAGGUUUUGAUAUUUGCCGUGUACUCAGUCUGUUUCACCCAAUCAUCCAUAUUUACAUUGUGUACCUGCUUUCUUUCGGUGUAUAAGCUGCGAGAAUGAGGGUGCUGACGUGCUGUACAGGUGAAUGUAAUCUUGUUGCGCUCAAUGAGCUCAG